CCAUUCAACUUUUUUCUCACGCAAAAGUUUGUCAUCAUCCAAACAAACCUUCAUUCCUAGAUCCUCUCAUUUCUAGCUCUAGCGAAGAUUCAAUCUUUUCACGCACCUUGUUCGUCCAGUCUUUUCAAAUUUCCAAUAGUAUUUAUCUCUAGGAUUGCACCGUUUACGAAUACAUUCUGGAUCUUGAAUAUUUGUUUCAAAUAGAAUUUGAUUUAUUUUCCACCUUUUGAGCUGAAUCUAUGGAGGUUUCGAUCAUCAGAAGCUCUGACGUGCUUCUCGGAAGGAGAGAUUUGGGGUCUAGAGUAGUUGGGGUUUGUACUUUUAGCAAAACCUUCAAUGCUAAGACCUAUUCUUUUAAGAAGGAUUCAAAAGUGUGUUUGGGUCAGACUUUUACAUGGUCUUCAAGAAAAUCAGCUUGCUUAAACAUCAAAGCCUCUGCUGCUGCCCUAACUGAGGCUGUUUCUGCUGAUAAAGUUUGUGGAACGAGGAGAUCUAGACCUGUAAGUCUAUUUGCUUUAACUGCGCUGGGUAAAAGCCACUAUUUUGUUAUCAACCUGCUGAUCGUGCAUAAUCUGUUGUACUGGAGAUAAAGUGACUAAGUGAGUGCUAGAGUUCCACAUAGUAUAUUGAAGAGACACAAGAUCUCUAACUAGCUAACCAAUUCAAUUGAAUUUUGUAGUUUGGUUUGAACUAGUAUCCUUAUGAGCUGGUUGAGUCACUUGAGUGGUAUCAAUCUAAUCCUGGAUUUGUAUCAUACCAUCCGAGUAGGUUUUGGUUGUUUGUCCCGAAGUCCAUCCCCUUAUUUCCUUAAGCGCUCGAGUGAUAUCAUGAAUCAUAUAAAAGAGCAAGCUUUGCUUUGUCAAUUAAAGCUUUGUAUUUUCUGUUUUUGGAGCUUUUUCUAGUGUUAUAUAGCUUUGUUGGAUGAGAAAUUGAGAAAAGUUAAUCAAAAGUGUGUUUGGGUCAGACUUUUACAUGGUCUUCAAGAAAAUCAGCUUGCUUAAACAUCAAAGCCUCUGCUGCUGCCCUAACUGAGGCUGUUUCUGCUGAUAAAGUUUGUGGAACGAGGAGAUCUAGACCUAUUGAUGGUUUGAAACUAUAUGUUGGGAUGCCACUUGAUGCAGUCUCCGAUUCUCGUACAGUAAACCACGCACGAGCUAUUGCCACUGGUCUAAAAGCUCUGAAGUUACUUGGAGUAGAUGGUGUGGAACUGCCAAUUUGGUGGGGUGUUGUUGAGAAGGAAGCUAUGGGGAAGUAUGACUGGACCGGCUACCUUGCUGUCACUGAAAUGAUUCAGAAGCUUGGCAUGAAGCUUCACGUCUCAUUCUGUUUCCAUGCACCCUCCAUGGAACCCAAAAUUUCACUUCCCGAUUGGGUUUGCAGAAUUGGUGAAUUAGAUCCUAGCAUCUUCUAUACAGAUCGUUCAGGACACCAGUACAAAGAGUGCUUGUCCUUAGCUGUUGAUGAUCUUCCCGUUCUUGAUGGAAAAACUCCUCUGCAAGUGUACCGAGGUUUUCUUGAUAGCUUCAAAAGUGCUUUUUCCAAGUUCAUGGAUUCCACAAUAACUGGAAUAUCAAUCGGUUUUGGACCAGAUGGGGAGCUUCGAUAUCCCUCUCAUCACGACGAAGCAUCCAAGACUACCACCACUAAGCAGCUUAUUGGAGCUGGGGAAUUCCAGUGUUAUGAUAAGAACAUGCUAACCCAUCUGAAGCAGCAUGCAGAAGUGAAUGGUAACCCUUUGUGGGGACUUGGUGGUCCCCAUGAUGCUCCGAGCUAUAAUGACCUUCCAACCUCAUCAACUAACUUCUUCAAAGAGCUUGGAGGAUCAUGGGAGAGCACUUAUGGUGAUUUUUUCCUUUCCUGGUACUCCAAACAGCUCAUCGCGCAUGGAGACCGACUCCUCUCCCUUGUUUCCACUACCUUCAGGGACUCCCCGAUUACGGUUUCCGGAAAAGUUCCUCUAAUGCAUCACUGGUUCAAAACACGGUCCCACCCAGCAGAACUGACGGCUGGGAUCUACAACACAAUCCACAGAGAUGGAUAUGAUGAGAUGAUUGAGAUGUUUUCCGCGAACUCCUGCAAAGUGAUCUUGCCUGGAAUGAACCUGUGUGAUGAGCAUCAACCAAACAAGUGCCUCUCAAGUCCAGAGUCUUUACUUGCACAGAUCAUGUCGUCUUGCCGAAAACACGGAGUUGAGAUCAUGGGCCAGAACUCGUGGGCUUCAGAUGCUACCAGCAGUUUUGAACAGAUGAAGAAGAACUUACAGGGCGAAAAUGGUUCAGGAAUCAGCCUGUUCACCUACCAACGGAUGGGGGUGUAUUUCUUUUCACCUGAACAUUUUCCUUCAUUCACGAAUUUUGUUCGAAACCUCAGGGAAAUGGAACUCGAUGAAGACGAUCUGCCAGGAAAGGAAGAAGCGGUAGCCUCUGGAUUUCUUUCUGGCAGGAAGCUGCAAGAGCAAGCUGCUUAGGCAUGUCCUAGUGUAGCUAAGAUACUGUAAUAUAUGAAUGUAGUUUUAAUAUUACCAAGCAACUUUACACUAUUAUAUUAUAUAUACAUGAGCUGUAUGUUGUAAACUUGUAAUCUUGUCUGGAGAAUGUUUUUCCAUCUUAAGAAAGUAUAUUUCUCUUAAAUUCUUGAUCGUAAA
Cuscuta europaea is the source of this 2644-nucleotide messenger RNA. NCBI's taxonomy places the organism in Eukaryota, Viridiplantae, Streptophyta, Magnoliopsida, Solanales, Convolvulaceae. The record is from the annotation of a GenBank genome assembly.